This is a messenger RNA of Cucumis melo (muskmelon), 1303 nucleotides long. Its product is annotated as flavin mononucleotide hydrolase 1, chloroplatic-like. The coding region runs from base 177 to 995 and encodes 272 amino acids. The transcript has 7 exons. The record is from RefSeq and is a predicted model, not a curated record. Lineage: Eukaryota; Viridiplantae; Streptophyta; Magnoliopsida; Cucurbitales; Cucurbitaceae.
AGACUAUUGAAAAUUAGAGAGAUUCUGUCCUUCCAAGAAUAUAAAAUUAAAUUGAAGGAUAAGAAUUGCUGAAAACGACCCGCCAAACCAAAAUCCCGUUCGCAUCAGAUUUGACUUGCAAGCGAAGGGGCCAUGGUCUUGGCGCUGCCGUGCUUCUGCCCAUUCAACCAAUUUUAAUGGCUUCUCUCUUCAACCCAAACCCACCUCUUGUUUCCUUCUCCUCAAUCAGACCUUCCUCUUUCAAUCCAUCAAAAGUGGUGUCCAAUUUCAACCAAACAAGCAUUAUCACCAACAAUACUGACGUUAUUGCCUAUACCAAACUCUUCUCCUCUUCUCUUUCAAUGGCUACUGGUCGCAGCUCUGCUGGUGUUGAUAACACCUCUAGGAAGCUUCCUGUUCUGCUCUUUGACAUCAUGGAUACCCUCGUUCGUGAUCCUUUCUAUGAUGACGUUCCCGCUUUUUUCAGAAUGCCCAUGGAGGAACUACUUGAACUCAAAGAUCCAACUGUAUGGAUAGAAUUUGAGAAGGGUUUGAUUGAUGAGGCAGAACUGGAAAAGAGAUUCUUUAAAGAUGAACGACCGAUAGAUUUUGAAGGCCUCAAAAGCUGUAUGAUAAGCGGUUACUCUUUCCUAGAAGGCAUUGAAGAAUUGCUAAUUGCUCUUAAAGAGGAAAACUAUGAAAUGCAUGCCUUCACAAACUACCCUAUUUGGUAUGAAAUGAUCGAGGAGAAGUUGAAAAUCUCGAAAUAUCUAUCAUGGACAUUCUGCUCUUGUAAAAACGGAAAGAGGAAGCCGGAUCCUGAGUUCUACUUGGAAGCCUUGAGACAUCUCAAAGUUGAACCAGCUAACUGUAUUUUCGUUGAUGACAGAAAGAAGAAUGUAGAAGCUGCAAAAGAAGUUGGCAUCAAUGGCCUCCAUUUCAAAAAUGCAGAUUUACUAUUAAAGGAUCUCUGUCUUCUAGGACUUGAUAUUUCACCUGAUACAAGCUCGCCUUAAAUCAACAUCUAUAUAUAUCUGCAGAACAUGUUCGGCAAGGUUCAUUUCCUUUUUCCAUUUUUUAAAUGAAUAAAACUCAUAUUUCUUUUAAUUCCAUUGAUCUUCAUGUUAAGUUGGAAUGCUGUUCUUGAUAUUGUUCCAGCUGGGGAUUCUUUUUACUGUUGAAGAUUAAAAAAUAAAAAAUAAAAAAUAAAACAUUAAUCUGUAAUCUAUUCAAAUUAUGAGCAGACUUAGCAGGGACUAUACCAAUUAGGUUUGAUAGGACAUAAUUAAUGUGGAAGCAAUGUCAACAUUAUCUUUUCAGAAUA